Molecule: messenger RNA, 4191 nt
Organism: Gryllus bimaculatus (two-spotted cricket)
Lineage: Eukaryota; Metazoa; Arthropoda; Insecta; Orthoptera; Gryllidae
Source: the annotation of a GenBank genome assembly
AUUGUGUAGUACUUGUAGAUCGAUCACCAUUACUUUCGAUAGGUAAUGAGGAUAUCGAUUUCGCGAUCUUUUAGAAGGGUAAUGGCCGAAAGUGAGUGUAAAUAAUGAAUUUUCGUUAUGGCUUUUCUUUGUCCCGUACGUAUACGAAGAGGAAAGAAGAAGAAAAGUGCCGGCGAUGUGGACAAAGAUUUGGUGCGUGCUCCAGGAAUGGGAAGAAUUACUGGAAGUGCAUCAAUAGAAACUUUAGUACGUGUUGGGAUUGAAAAGGAAAAUGGCUUGGCUCCAGAUAGCAAAAUGGUUGUACUCCAUGACUUCACACCUUGUGUUGAUGAUGAAUUAGAAGUUGUUAACAUCUUAUAUCGUGAAAAUGAUUGGGUUUAUGUGAUAGCUGCUGACAGUAGGCAGGAAGGUUUUAUUCCACAUUCCUACUGCACAGCAUACAAUUCACAUCUAGGAGAACUAGCUCUAAGCAAUGUUAAAAAGAAAUUGCCUCGCGAACAGAGAAAUUCAAGUAAUGGAAACAGCACACCAUCAAAUUUGCCAGUUAUUCCAGCAACUGCAAGUACAACUACCACUACUGUAGCUGCUGCAAUUACUUCCUCAGGUUUAAGUGGUGGAGAAGCUGGCGUUGGAGAAUCGGAUGCACAAGAUAGCAGAACAGGAGGUGGAGAUGUUUCAGACUGUGAAAGUUAUGGAAAUAAAAAAUCAACUGCUGCAACUCAGCAGUUAAAUAUUACAAGUUCUCAAGCAUCACUUCAUAGUGAUCCUUCUGGUCGAUACAUAGUUUUAUAUACCUUUAUUGCUCGUGAUGAAAAUGAUGUAAGUGUCGAAAGAGGCGAAUUUGUGACUGUUUUGAACAGAGAAGAUCCAGAUUGGUAUUGGAUAGUUAGAAGUGAUGGACAAGAAGGUUUUGUGCCAAGUGGUUUUGUGUACCCUGCCAACGUUAUUCAGGGACAUUUAACGCAAACAAAUAAUCAGAAUGUUAAUAACAAUUUUGCAUCACCUAGUAAUGCUCAUCUACUUACGUCACCAUCCAAUGAUGACUUACGAUAUCAUGGAACAGAAUUAGUGAUGUUAUACGAUUAUAAAGCUCAAGCUCCUGAUGAUUUGUCUGUAAGACGAGGAGAUUGGAUUUAUGCAGAUCUCAAUAAUCAAACUGUCGAUGGAUGGCUCUGGGCAUAUGCUCCCAAAACUCGCAAAUAUGGCUUUAUUCCUAAAGCUUAUGCUCGACCUCCUGCAAUGACGAGCCUCUAGCAGUUUAUAAUUCAUUACAGUUGUACAAAUAAAUAGUUGUAGCAUAGAUGUGAUAGAAUUUUCACAUCUGAUAAUUGUUUCUGUGAUUACCAUCUGGAAUGGUUAUAACUUGUGGAGUGUUUAUAACUAAAUAUUGCUUUGAUGGCUAACACCAGUUGACAGGUUAUGAAUGUUAUUUGUAAUAGUGGUAUUGUAUAUAUAGGGACCUGUUGUGUAAAGGAUUUACUGAAAUUUACUGGAAAUAGUAUAUUUGUACAUUCAUUUGUUACCAGUGUUUUUGUACUAUUUACAAUUUAAUACAAAUUGAUCUGGUCUUCCCCUGAUUCUACCUGAAUGUACUGUACAUGAAGUGAACUAUAAUAGUGGUAUUAUUCUGUUACUAGAAUUGCAUUUAUGAAAGUAUAAUUUAGCUGUUUUGCUAGAUUAAGCUUUAGAUGGUACAGUGGAUGAUAUGCAUAGUGUUUGUCACUGACAGACUAAUAUUUUUUACUUACCCUUCUAAAUGAUUAAGUAGUUUACUUUUAUGUUGGGUAGCUUUUUGUAUUUACUUUUCCUUUCAAUUUUGCAUAGCAAAUGAUUUAAUGCACAAUUCUGUGUAAUCCUGUGGGGGCAACAUUUUUUACCUUUUAUGCAAUUAGAAAAUUUCAAUAGCAGAAAGUACAAAUUUUAAAAAUAUGAUGUACUUGACCCAAAGUGAAAAAAGGAACUAACAGAGCAUGAAAAGAGAUGCAAACAGUAUAUUACAGGAACUCUGGAGAAAUAUAUUUUUGCAUCCACUACCUCCAUCCCUCAAUCUGCUACAUGUUGCUUAUGCUGCUCAUUGUGGCCUCAAUCUGCUACAUGUCAUUGUAUUUUUUUCAUUUUGCUAUUUAUUACACGUGGCUCUUGUGUAUCACUUUCUCAGAAAAUGAAAACAUUAGUCCAUUGUCAGUAAGUCUCCUAACGAGCUGCUGUUGAGUAUGACCAAUUUACCUUCGUUGUUCAUCACUGGUGCUGUUGGAUUGUAUCCAAAAGGUGUGCUUUUCAAAGGCCUCUUUGCGUCAUGGCUUUUCUAUUCCACUCUAGUAUCGUCUUGUUUAUGAAACAGCCAUUAAUGUACAAGAUUAGUUUCCAAUUGUAAUUCCCAGUUUCAUCGAAUGUGGAGGACGAAACAUUUUUUUCACAGCAAUGAAGUGCCGCUUGUUUUCCAAUAUCUCUUGCAAAAGACAAGGAGCGUUAUAAAAAAAAUGUUAUUUAGAACAAAUUUUAACCUCUAAAUUCAGAUACAACAUGAAUCUGAAUCUUGACCCCCCCCCCCCUUUUUUUUGUUGCAAAGAUAUAGACCGUAGGUUCUGUUUUUAAAUACUUUCUUGUGUUAAUAAAGUAUGUUAACUAUGUUUUGUUAAUGAGUAAGUUAAAGUACUUUCCACAAUUUAUUCUCAGGUAAAGAUUUUGUUACUAAAAGAAAAAAAUCAUAUUUAACUUUGAAAAUCUGUGUCGGAGAGAAUCUAAUGUGAAAUUAUGGAUUUAAAAAAUUCUGUAUAAAAGUGAUGAAAGGUUACCAUAUUUGCCAGUGUGUAAGACGUACCCAUUUUUUCAAGAAGGAUUUCAUUCCUUAAUGUUAAAUUUUUUACAUUAUUUUUAUGAAAGGAAUAGGAAUUACAGCCUGUGAAAAGUAUUAAUCUUUUCUUCGUAUUUCACCAUGAGUCUUUAUGUUGUUUUUUCCUAAUAUGUAUGGAAAGAUUAUGCCUUUUAAGAAAUCUUCUAUGCAAUGACGACCCAAUGAACGUUUCAGUUUUCUUUCUCCCUGCAAUACUUGUAGCUUGCGUAAUAAUCAGUGUUUGUAGAAAUACAAAUUCCUGUUUUUCAGUGUACAAAAAUUUGAUUUUUGUAAUUCUAUUCAAACAGUUUCAAAAAUUCCACCCGUUGUGUAAGACGCAUCCUGUUUUUUUAACGAAUUAAUGAAGGAAGAAAGGUGUGUCUUAUAUGCUAGUAAAUGCGGGGUUUAAAAAAAAAAAAAAAACUGACUACAUGAAGGUUGAAAAUGCAUUGCCCUUGGGGAAAAAAAUUUUGUAACCAGAAAUACUGUAUCCUAUAAUGAGGCUUCACCUUUAAAACUAUUUAUUUUUCCUUUGUUUAUACUGUAAAAUAUGAAUACUCGUUUCUGUUUGCUACUUAUUGUAGUUCAACUUCAGUACAUAAGAAGUAUCUACUGUUGCUACAGUUACUGAAAUUUAUAGUUUCAGUUCAAUGUUAAUACUCAAUGCCUUGUGCCUUAAUCUCGCUGCAUUUGCUCAAUUGUUCAUACAUUCCACUGUAUUUAUAGUAAUGCCUUGAUAUGAAACUGUUGUAAAUUAAUGCAUUCAUCUUCACAGAAGAUAUGUACAGAUCUUUCUGCAAGUAUUCUUUGUUAUUUUGAAAGGUGUGAGAAUGGUUUUUAUAUUUGUACUUCUAAGAGUUUAUAUCUGACUGAUUUUUUUACCUGUUUUACAAUGUUUUGUAUUUUAUUUUUAUUCUGAUAAAAUAAAACAUUUUUGUAUCAGGUAUAAUGCUUCUGAGAAAAGAGUCUGAUUUAACCAAACGAAUAUCUUACUUCUCACAAAAGUAGACUUGUCCAGUUUUCCAAGUAGAUUCCAGUUGUCCCGAAAAAACUGCCAGGACACCAAAUUAGUCCAAUUUUUUUCUCCCAUCAGCGAAAGAAAAUACCAAUUUAUAGUUUUCUACUGAAGUUCAUGCAAGAAAACACAAUUGGAAUCUUUAAUGUUCACAUUUGUAUGCUGCACAUCUCACAUGUCUAAUAUUUUUACAUUUUAAUUGCUCCAAAUAGAUCAAGUAAAAAUUUUAUUUCUUUCCCCCACUUAAAUAUCAACAAUAGUGUAGAGGAAACAUUACUAUAAGAUUAGGGCAUAACUUUGGGGGGGGGGUUAACGCUGUUACAUGGAAGAAGGGGGCAUUGGU